Molecule: messenger RNA, 2456 nt
Organism: Polyodon spathula (Mississippi paddlefish)
Lineage: Eukaryota; Metazoa; Chordata; Actinopteri; Acipenseriformes; Polyodontidae
Product: transmembrane protein 170B-like
Exons: 3
Coding region: 337-795 (152 amino acids)
Biological process (GO): negative regulation of canonical Wnt signaling pathway
Cellular component (GO): plasma membrane
Source: RefSeq, a predicted model, not a curated record
ACUUCAGCUAUAAACAUACUCUUGUCUAGAGAUCUGUCGUGUAUGCCGAUAUUAGAAACAGCCUCUUCUUCAUUGGUUUGCCUAUACCGUUGUCUCUCUACACUCCCCUUUAAAAAUUGCCACCCCUUUAACUGGUGUGUAGUUGUACUAACGGAAUUGUGGGAGGUUUUGGUUUGUGUUUGCCUGCCGCCCUCAUGAUGGUUGCCAGUCUGCAGUGGCUUCGUCGGAGACAGCGAAAGAGCAGACAGGCUGCCUGUCCCACCCUCACCAACAGAGCUACGGGCAAACUAAAAAAACAUCUCAGGUAGAAGCCGCGGCGAAACCACUAUCUUCUCAAUGUCUUCAUCAAAGCCGUAUAGCCUGUACAGCAACUUGACAAAGAGUGGAAACCCGGGCAGCAGCGGCAGAAACAUGAAGGAUUACUCCAUCAACCUGUCGGUGCAGCAAGUCCUCAGCUUGUGGGUCCACGGGACCGUCCUCCAGCACUUCACAGAGAUGUGGUACUGGGUUUUCCUGUGGGCUCUCUUCUCCUCGCUGUUCGUCCACGGGGCAGUCGGGCUUCUCAUGCUCGUCAUGCUGCAGAGACACAAGCAAGGGAGGCUCAUCAGCUUCAUUCUGGUCAGCGUUGGAUUCCUGACCUCUGUCACCGGGGGAAUGAUAACCAGUGCAGCAGUGGCGGGGGUGUACCGGGUUGCAGGCAAGAACAUGGCCCCCUUAGAAGCCUUGGUGUUUGGGGUGGGACAGACCGUGCUCUCUAUCAUCAUCUCAAUCUCAAGGAUUCUCGCCACACUUUGAAUAUUGCAGUAUGUGGAGGAUAAAGGCCUUUGAUUUAGAACUAGCAGGAGACAGAAUGGGCCAAUAAUCCACACUGAGUGGCUGCCCGGUCCAGUUAAUUCAGUGCUGCCUGGUGUUCAAGCUGUUGCACUAUUGCACCUUAUGUGCCUCGGUCACUGUUACAGCAUUGUGAAGCCUUGUGACAAAGCACUUUGUACAUUUAACAAUCAGGUUGAUCUUUGCUGACAGAUGGGGACAUUACCUGCUGUAGGUGAUGGGUCUGUAUAUACAGAAUUCAAGAACUGUUCUCCGAGUCUGUAUUAAAUGUGCCAAACGUAACUUUUUAACAUGUAAUAAAAUGAGCAAUCUUAUAAGAAAGCUAAAAUGAAGUGCUAUGAAAUGCCAUUUUUGAUUUAAUUCAAUAUUUUCCCUACUUGUUUGCAUAAGGGGUGUACAACUGGAUUUGAGUAAGUGUGAUGGGUAUGCUUAUUAAUUAUUUUUUUAACCCUGAAAAACUCUUUACUGUGCUGUGGUGUUGUGAAUAUUAACUCUUCCGAGGCAUAUAGAUUACCGGUUAAAACAGAGAUCUCUUGUUGCCAUAUAUAGAAGAUGAAGUAACUUGAAGCAUAUUUUGUUGCACUUCCCAUGGACAAGUUGAAGAACCAUUUUUUUUCCUACUGCUUUUGAAAGGUCAUAAUAUUGAUUUUAUUUUUUCAGUCUACAUUUUGAACAGAUUCUUCUCUAUUUAAGGCUCAAGAUAUAUAUGAUCAAGACUGAAAACACUGAAAUCAAAAAGUUUAUAAACUGAAAAUUCCCAAAGAAGACUUUUUUUUUUCCUCCCAAUUCUGCAUUGUUGGAGCAUAGCAUGUAUUCAACUCUAAAACCAUUGUUAUUGUCCAUUUCUUUGAAUACACAUAAAUCAAACCGGCAUGUUCUGCUUGAAUAGAAUUGACAUCAGGGGCAUUUCUUUAAUCUGUUCUGAUACCAAAGUAAAAUGUCACUAUGCCAUUUAAAGUCUAGCCAGAACCACAACACAAAACCAUAAUGCUAGAAAGUGUUUUUAGAAACGUGGUUGUGGCCAAAAGUAUUGGGGUAUAUUGCUUAAAUUUCGGAAGGGUAAGUGAAAUCUGCAAAGCAGAGUAAUGCUAUAAGCUUGAAACUGCCAGCACAGAGAAAUUACCAUUUGAAGUGCAAGCAAAUGAGAAACUUUAGAACCUUGCAGUGAAAAUGAGUACAUGACAGGAUAGUAUAAUUCAUUUAAUUUAUUAAGGAAAUUCUGAGUGGGAGACCCAUGGAAUCCAGCUGUUGCCCAACAUGUAUUGCAGUCAGUGAGCCCCUUUCCUUGGUGUGUUUUGUACCUGCAGCUCCAAUCGUAGCUUUAAAGAGAGAACCAAAUCUGGCAGAAAUGUUGUGGAAGAGUAGUAAUUUAAUUCAUGGUAUAUUUUGCCAAUUUUUUAUUUUUCUAAAUAUUAUACAAUCAGUUUGCAAAUUUAAAAGUAAUCAGAAAUCAAUAAACAAAUGGUGACUGGAGGAUUACAUUGGCUUUUUUUCUGGGGAAUGUGAAGGAAAUAACUUUUCCAUCUAAAUUAUGUAAUUUGUGAGGCACAGACAAAAUUAAACGUGUGACUACCAAUUUUUAAGGGUGGUAUUUUUUUUUUUUUUUUUUUUUUUUUUUACUUUAU